Molecule: messenger RNA, 2541 nt
Organism: Kwoniella shivajii
Lineage: Eukaryota; Fungi; Basidiomycota; Tremellomycetes; Tremellales; Cryptococcaceae
Exons: 10
Coding region: 1-2541 (846 amino acids)
Biological process (GO): TORC2 signaling
Cellular component (GO): plasma membrane; cytoplasm; TORC2 complex
Molecular function (GO): phosphatidylinositol-4,5-bisphosphate binding
Source: RefSeq, a predicted model, not a curated record
AUGGCGAUGAUAUCAGAUGUUGAUUACAUCUUGCAAGCCAUUCGGCUCUCAUCACUGAGAACCACUGAUGAUCCUUUAUCUCCCCGUGUAAUUUCGUUAGAUCCUUCGUUCGCUUUGAAUCCGUAUAUAAACGCAAGCGGAUUAUCAGAUAUAGAUCGUUGGCCGGAAAUCAAACGUGCACUUGAUUCCCCUCCACCUGAACCAUCAUAUCUCUCCUCACAGAAUGGUUUACCUAAUAAACCUAAUCGAACAAGGACGGGAGGAGGGUUGAACUACACGCAAACUAUCAUGGGUCCAGGUAAAUCAGGCGGGGCAGGUAUGAGAGUUUCAGGAAGAACUUCACAACCAGGUGAAAAUAGACGUAAUAUGAAUCCUACAGCAUCUGCAUCAUCAUCAUCAUCAACAAAAGUAAAUUAUAAAGACCAAAGAUCAAACUCAACUUCCUUCGUACACAACGUACCUCUAUCACCUGGUCGAUCACAAGGUCCAUUCGGUCAGGAAAGAACACCAACAACAAAUAGUAAUAUGAAAACUCCAAUAAUGGAAGAUAAUGGAUUUUUCUCACCUUCAGGUAGACCAAGAGCUGAUUCAGCACCUGCACCGAUAUUAUUGGGAAUACCGCCUGGUGGAAUUGCAAGUUCUAUAUUAGCUGGAACUAGUAUGUUAAAUUCUGGAAGAGGUUUAGGUGUUACUUCCAAUGUAGGAGUAUUAGAACAAGCUCUCAGUACAAGUGAAGCCUCAAAUGAAGAAUUAGAAGGAUCAGCAGCUCACAUCGCUUCUAACGUUGGUUUAGGGGUAGGAAUGGAAGCUGAGCAAAGUUCUUUGGGCCAAGGCGGUGCUUCAGAAUUAGCAGUAACGGGAAUCACAACUGGUGGAGUCGAAAGAAUGGUAGGUGUUUUAGUGGAUGAAGGAAGUGAUGUGGAUGAAGAAGAAGCGGCUGAAGCUGAAGGCGGAAGAGGAAGGAGAGAUCAAUUACCACCAGACUCAAAUACCUUACCGUCGGAUUCAAGGAGAGUAUCAAUAGAUACGAUGGAAGGAGACAAAUUAGAUUUUACACCUGUGCCAAUUUACCAAUCAACUUCGGCAUCGAUGACUAAAUCAUCCGCGUUAACAGCUGCAUUGAAUAAACAUGUUCCUCAUCUAGUGUCAACCUCUUCGUCCUCGUCGCCUCCACCAAUGGAAGGUCACUUACCGAAUCCAUUCGCUUCCCUAUAUGCAACAGUUGCAGCACCACCCGCAGUACCUUCUCUCUCCCUUGAAAUGUACUUCCCCCAUUCGAGCAAACCAACAGAUCCGAUAGUAGCGAAAGUACGGAAAGACGCCACGGUUGAAGAAGUCACCGGAUUUGGACUGUAUAAAUAUUGGGAAGAUGGUAGAUUACCUCUAUUGAGUGAAGAGGAAAAUGAGGUUAGGUGGAGUGCUGUAGGUUGGGGUUUGAGAAUCGUGGAAGAUGAUGGUGAAGUGGAUGAAGAUUUCCCUCCGCUCGACAGGGAAAGUCAAAUAUCCAAAUUCUCAUAUGGUCAAUUUGCCAUUGUAGAGGCCACUGAUGCGCAGAUUCGCCAAAACGCUUCUAAAGCUCCUUCGAUUCAACGACGACCUUCUCGUAUAUUGGCUGCGCCUAGACCUUCGAGACCAGGUACUCAACCUCCAUCUCGAGGAACGACUCUGACGGUACCACCUACAAGUCAAGCGAAUAGUGGCGCAUCCUCCUUCUCUUCAAAUGAGCAAACUCCCCUUGGUUCCUUAGCUGGACCCGGACUAACCACAGCUGCUAUGGCUAUGAAAGGUAGUCUUGGAUUAAGUUCAACAGGUAGUGAUAUCGUCAGAUUGAAAAUCAGAGUCACAGCUAGUGCCGAUGUUCAUUUCACAACUACUAUCAACGUACCGUCCGAUAUGUAUAUUGCCGAUUUAACAGAAGUACUUUGUAAAAAGAAAAGGCUGCAGAUGCCAGCUACAGAUUGGGUGUUAUGUCUGGCAGAUUUGACAUUGGCAAUUCCGUUAGAUAGGACUGUAGCCAGUCUUGAAGGAAGGACGGAUUUAGCUUUGGUGAAAAGACAAUGGGCUACAGAACACGGAUUGAGGAUUGAUGAUAGGCGUGGAGGAGAUCCAAGCGCUUCAAUUUUCAAAAGACAAUCCGAACCUGCACCAAUGCAAAGAUAUGGUCCGGGUUUGGCUGACUUUAGUCAAACUUAUAAGAAAUAUACGGUACAAAGGAAGAUUGCUAUUGGUCGACAUGAGAGAGUAUUGGCAAUCGAUGGUGACUACAUCCAUAUAAUGCCAUCUGAAUCACGAGCAUUCUUUGAUUCUAUGAAAACCACUUCAUUCCAUAUCACGCUGGUGGCAUCAUGUAAAUUGACUGGUAGAGCAGGUGGAUUCAAGAUUAACGUAUGGAGAGAUGGUGCGCAAAAGAGAUACGAAUUUGAAGCUGAAAAUCAGAGACAAGCCACUGAUAUAGUAUCCACCAUCAGACAAUUGAUGAAAUCGUAUUCAAGUGAUAGGAACUCGGUAUUACCUCCUCCAAGACCAUCGUCAAGGAGAUGA